This is a messenger RNA of Moneuplotes crassus, 783 nucleotides long. NCBI's taxonomy places the organism in Eukaryota, Ciliophora, Spirotrichea, Euplotida, Euplotidae. The record is from the annotation of a GenBank genome assembly.
UUUUUAUAAAUAUAUUGAAAAUGUCAAAAGCCACUUUAAGUCCUGCCAGUAAACACUCUCAAAGUUGGGUGUCUUCAAAGCUGGUGCUGGUUUUACUCGUAUUAAAACUUCGCAUCCGCCCACAGCCGUGCAGGCAGAGGCACCCUCCGCACAUACUCUUCAGUCAGGCGGAGACGCAGCAGAAUGACUUGUUGUAUAGGCUCCUGAAUGCUGUCCAGAGUGAGAAUCCCCUUUAGAAGAAUUCUGUGUCAACUAUAAGUUCCAAGGGUGGACCAAUUCUCGACUUAACCUAAAUUGUGGAACUACAAAGUACCCGAGUCUGCUUUAUUGCUACUUGAGGCGGAAUUCUUCUAGAGGGGAUGUUGUGAAGAUUUGUCCGUCUGAGGAGUGCCUGUAUCCGUUCAACCUCGACGUGGACCAGUUCUCAGAAUAUUUACCGGGAAAAUCUAAAAUGAAUAAAAGAAAAGUAAAGGAGCAGAAAAGAAAGUCUUCAGUAAAAGAACUAGAGGUCCAGAACUUCGAAGACUCACAGCUAUUCAAAAUGAUGAAUGAGCGGAAUGACCAGAAUGAUAUGUUUAUGUUUACUGAAAGGCAUGACGUAGAAGCUUGUCAUUCUAUGGCUCAUUACUCUUUUCUCUCGCAUAACUCAGAUAGUACGGGGAAUGCUACUUCUGGAAAGUCUUUACAACAGAAGAGAGCAGCAGAGUACACUCCUAGCUUUAACCCUUUUCUUCAGGAAUAACUGGUCUAAUUCUUAGUAAAUUUGUGAUAUUCGCGUUCUUA